AUGGAUUGUUCUGCGUUAUCAGAAAAUCUCGCAAAAGCUAAACGGUCGCUAUUCAUAACAAAAUCUGAAAGUUUAAACAUGAGCCCCUUCAAGCAACAAGAGCGUGAUGCAAAAAAUAAUACUGCAGUGAGUUCAUCGCCAGGAAAGUUUCAAAUUUCGUUUUGUACUAUAGAAAAAGGGAGUCGGACGCAGAAAACAAAAAGUACUCAAACACAACACAAUGUACGCCAUGUCGUAGCACAAGUAAAACCUGACACAGCGACAAUAAGUACAAAUACAAGGGUAGGAAGAACACAAGAAUUUGAUGUCAGUUUGCAGCUAAGUGGUAGUGAAAAAUCAGUGAACUCAGACAUACAGAGUCGACCUUCAUCAAGCGCCACUUCUUCAAGCAAUCAGUCUUCAUCAAGUAGUGAUGCUCUCUUAGUACCCAGAGUACGAAAUACUGCAUACAUGGUGGCUGAAAUGGAAAGGUACCCACGUCUAUAUACGGGCAUUCCUCGAGACAGUUUUGGUAUAAUUAAAUUAUUGAGUAUUGAAACCAGACUAACAGAAGAAGAUAUUCUGCUAACGUUCUGCAAACCAUUCUGGGCAUUCAGACUGCGUUUUAGUUAUUUGACAAAUUUUUUUGCAUAUUUCGGGCGUUAA
Ceutorhynchus assimilis (cabbage seed weevil) is the source of this 645-nucleotide messenger RNA. NCBI's taxonomy places the organism in Eukaryota, Metazoa, Arthropoda, Insecta, Coleoptera, Curculionidae. The record is from the annotation of a GenBank genome assembly.